CUGAUACUUUCUGGGAGCGCGUUUGUGAAUCUACUCAGAUUUACUGGCGACUGACGGUCGUACUCGUCGAGGUGAUUAAAGUUCACUAAAACUGUCUCUAAGUUGGUUGUUCAUCCAUUCAAGAAUCUGCUCCUGAUUGAUGAGAAGUUAAUAUUCAUUAUAUCCAGUAAAAAUUACCCUACCCACAUUACUACUAGCAUUCUAAACAUGGUCCUAGGGUAUAGUUAUUCUUUAGACUGUGAUUCAGAGUCUGGAAAGAAUAACCUUGUUGAUUUGGAGGAAUUCCCUGCCUUAACAAAAUCAAAACCUAUCAGCUUCAGCGGUGUAACGUGGAAAAGCCAAGUCUUUGUUCCUACUGAGGAUUCCAUAGAGUCAGAGGCCACUGGAAAUAACUGUUUGAAUGUCUCUAAAAAGAAACGCUUAAAAAAGAAGAAGAAAAAGAUUCUUUGCAAUGGGGAAAGCACUGAUGAUAGCUCUCCUGCGAAGUGUUGUGACUUCUGUUUUUUUGUGAGCGAAGAAGUGGAAAGCACAAGUAAGUUCACAAUGUUUGCAUACGUUUUUUUGUAUCAGUGAAUGCAAGUCAUCCUCACUGUAGGAACCAUUACCUUCGUUCUAGCAUUUUUGGACUUUAUUUUUGGUGAAUUUAUAUUUUGUUCACGAAUCUAUAUAUUUAUAUGACUCAGACGUAUAGGCUCUUAAAGGUCUCAUCUGAAUGGCGCAAGUAAUAACAUUAUUGAAAUAGUAUUAAAAUAUGUUUUUAACGACAAUAUUGUGUCAGUUGUCAGUUAUCAUUGCGUUGAAAUUUUAUAACCCCAGGAGUUGACUGGUCUCAGUUCUACUGUUAAACGUAGUGCUCAUAUAAUUCUCGAGAACCUUAGACUGCAUUAACUUAGAUUGAGAUUCCAUUUUAUUUUCUACUAGAACAUACAGGUCUCUCAGCUUUGACGGCUUAUGUUAACGAUUAAAGUGGAUGUUCUACAAGCUAUCUCAAGUUAUUUUACAGUGAUCCGCAGCAAUGAAUGAGCCUAACGACGGGACUGACUGUAAUUUUAAGUUGAUUAACAAUAUAAUCUGAUAAUUUCAAGGGACAUUGUUCAUAAUGGCUGCACUGACAGACUGCUUUAUGUGUACUAGGAUGAAGUUAAUGCUUUAUCUAGUGUUUCUGUUAUGUCCCGAUAAGCAUAAUGAAUGGUAACUUUGGGAUCCAUUUAUGAAUCAAUACUAACAUAUAUUUUUAUCGUAUAAUUGUUAAAUAACUAAACUAUUCAUAUUUAUAUUCCUCUUAUUAUAAGCUUUAUUUUGACCUAUGAACCAUUAUUAUACGUUUUACCGUUCUUGAAUUAAGCUGUCUAUUAGCCACUGCAUCCCACAUUCACAGCCACAUUUGGCCAAAUUUUCUACAAAUGUUAUUUUCUAUUUUAUGGUACGUUGUGGUCUGUCUAAUCGGUAUAUAAACUCAGCAUGUUUGAAAUAUGAUUCAUGUCACAGAGGCUCGGAUUGGUGUUCUGGACUUAACUGGCUGAACUAGGCGGAAAGCAGGACCAAUCAGGACUCUAGGCUGCUCAUACGGGUUUACGCGUCAUUGAUCUGUUCGAUAAGUCAUUGCCCUCUAAUCGGCGGUCACAAGUAUAACAGUUGCUUCGUUUUGUGGUAUUCCACAUGUAACUAGAUCUGAUAGUAAACCUAUCAUGUUGUAGAUAAUUGUGUGAACGUUAGACACUGAGGAUUCUGUCUUUCGAUACUUAUAUCACUUGUAAACCUUGUAAGUCUUAAUGUCAAUAUGGAUUUUCUAGUACCUUUAUCUCAGCAUUUUAUUUUCUGAGUAAAUUUUUGGCUUCAUCAUUGAUACUCUCGUUUUUAGAACUAUCUGGAAUGUAAUAUGUAAUGUUGGUCUUCAGCGUCACAACUGUAUCGACUUUUGUGGUUAACCUGGUAGGUUUGGGCUGGCUAGUUAUGGUCUAGAUAUAAUUUUGAUCAGUGGUUGUAAACAUUGGGCAACAUGGCUCAAAGUCAUCCGCGUUCACGUGAGCUGUGUCUGUUCCUAGAUCCUGGGUUUCAAAAUUACUUCGUACUUUUUAUUCCUCCAGUUAUUUCUCUCUCCAAUCGUAUAAUUCGCGUCUAAUCUUUCUUGUUAUCAAUGAUACUAUUACUACCAGUACUAAUACCGAUUGUGCUACUUCUAACACUACUACUUCGUAUUCAUACUUUCAUCUUGCCUUCUUAAUGUCGAGUGGGAGGUUUGUUUUGUUUAUUUGGACAUAAAUGUUGUUACGAGGUAUCAAAACACAAGCAACACAAGAAAAUGAAGUUGUGAGAUAGGGAAAGUGAGAAUAAUAAAGAGAAUAACAAUGCUUAGAAAUCAGUGUAUGAGAAUGAAGUAAUAAUGAUUGUUAUGAUAAUAAUAGCCGUAGUGAGAGAAUCACUCCAGCUAAGGAAAAUAAACCUAGUAAUAAUUCUUUUAGUUAAAGAAGCUACUCACUUUUAUUAAAAAAGUUAAGUCACUGCAGGAUCACCACUAACUUCUAUUGUGAACCGUGUAUGAUAAUGUUUCAAGCUACUGUUGCACCAUCCUUCGGACCCUAACCAAGCAGCCGUGAAGAACCAACAGAAAUCAGUCCUGUACAGCUUCCAUUCCAUAAUACUGUCAUGCACUGGCCAUCUCUCCGCUUUUUCCAACCAGCCUCAGCAUCGCCAAAUAAUGCAGGAUGUGAAAUUUUCUAAGACGACAUCCGUCAGACAUGUCCGAGCUACCAACUUUGGUGUUCCAAGAUGGUGAUACUAAACGAGUUGUCGUCACUGUGCCCGGACACACGUUACCGAACCUCUGCAUUACUAACAUGUUGUUACCACUGGAUGUCAGCAAUCCUUCGGGAACAACGGUGAUCAAACAGAGAGUUGUCUGACAUCCUCAACUUGAAGAGGCCGGGUUUAACAAGCAUAGAGAAAAACUGUUCUGGCUGACGCAUUAUGGUUCCAACCUUUUACUGACAAACUAACAUCACGAAGGCGCCCAUAAUGGCCUAGAUUAGCAUAAGCCGCUCUGGCUUUCAGUACAUCUUAAUUGCGAUUCCCCCUCUCGAAAUGCGAAAUAUUGUUUCAGGAUUGGGUUGCACCGGCACAUGAACUUAUGAUAGGGAGUGAAGUAGUUGAGCGUGUCAACCACUUCACUUAUCUUGGGAGUCUCAUCAGCCUUCGUGGUCCGAUGUGACGAAAUCUCAGCACAGAUACAGAAGGCUCAACUAGCUUUUGUCAACUUACAUCAUUUAUGGCGUAGGUGAGAUAUCCGUCUAUCAACUAAAGGACAGGUUUACUGCACAGCAGUUUGUUCCGUCCUGCUUUAUGGCUGUGAUACAUGGCCGGUAAGAGUAGAGGAUCUUCGUGGGUUACUAGUAUUUGAUCAUAGAUGUCUUCGAAGCAUUGCUCGUAUAUCCUGGGACUAUCGAGUAAGUAAUGUAGUUGUUAGGAAACGGGUACUGGAUAAGGAUGACAAAUAAAUUGAUGAAGCUUCACUACUUCAUCAGUUGAGAUGGCUGAGACGUGUGUUACAUAUUCUUAACCAUUGACUGCCCCGAUGUGCGAUGUUUUAUGGUGUAGGAGUAGGUUGGAAGUAAGGUAGAGGCGGCCAGACCGAGACAUGGUACAAAUCCAUGAGGUCACUGAAAAGUGGACUGAGUCAUGUUGAUAGAUGUAGACUACCUGGUUGUGAUCCGCGAGACGAUAACAACCAGUGGUUAGAGACCUUGAAUGACAUGGCUCAAAAUCGUUUGCAAUGACGCAGGUGCAUCCAUUCGUUGUGUUCUUCAUGUCCCAUUUUUAUCUUUCCAAAUUUAUUUCACUGGAUUAUACUCGAAUAACAUCUUCAAACCGUAAUCUUCCCGAUUACUGCUUAUACUUUUACUACCUCACUACGGGGUUUGGGUCGACAGUUGUUUCUCUGUGCUAAUGUAGUAUGGAAAAUGUAGUAUGGACUGAUGUACGUACGUACGAAGUUCUACGUUGUUGCUAAGUGACUGACAUAUUAAUUGACUUCACACUCCCCGCCGCCGGCACUCACAUAGCUGCCCAAAUACACGAAAUUCUCAACUAUUAUCUGUUUACUAACAAGAGUAAGUGGAGGUUCCGGGUGCUGAUAGUCUUGUAAAAGUACUUUGCACCUUCACAUAAAAGUUGCUACACCUGCCAAUAUCACAGAAUCAGCAUAAACGCCUAAAGUGCGACUAAUACCACUUCUUGUAUAUGUAUUUAUCGUGUCAAAAGUCAGUAUUUUACGUACUGUUAUAUUCAUACUCCUGUGAUACUGUUGCAUGUACUACCUGAAUGUUCAAAUGUAAAUAUAUUUUCCUAUAGAUGUUUCAUCUGUUUAGAUAAAUUUUAAUUAAGCCGCUGUCCCUAUCGUCAAAUUGGAUAACUGAGUCACAUCGGCUGUUUGUGUAUGCGAUUGAAAAACGUUUGUAAUCACUAUGUCAGUUUGAAAACCUCUGCUUUUAUCGAAAUAAGUGUAGUUUGAAACUUUUGAACGAAAGCUUACGAAAUUAUUAUAUUACGUUACGAUAACUAUCAAAAUGUUCACUUACCUAACUAUAAAACAGUUAAUAAGAUGAUUUUCUAUUCUUAUUAACAGAAGCAAAUCAACCGUCAUUUCGUGAAACUCAUUUCGAAUUCAUAAAAAGGUGAGUGCAAAGUAGAUAUUUUUGUACCAGCAGUAUGCUUUGUAUAUUUUGCUUUGGCAUAAAUUAACGAAGCAAAUAUUAUUGUUUUGAUGUGACGUUUACGUUGCCUUUUAACAGCAUCACUUCAAACUAGAAGAUCUUAAAAGUAUUGUGAUAAUCAAAACACUAACAUUGCUCACUUAUGGGUUAUUCCCAAACGCAGCUGAAACUAAAGGAUGCUUGAGUAGUUAUCGUACCUUAGUCUAACAAACGCACUAAUAAGUAAUAGCAAACUGAAGAAGGUGAUGUUAUGUGUGACGGAAUUAAAAUACAGUCCCUAUACUGUACCUUUAUUAAAGCAUUAUUCGAGACAGAUUCAUAUUACAUAGAAAUUAUUAAGGGACAUGUGUAGGUGCAGUGUCCCGAAAAAAGUGGGUUUUUGUGUCAAUGGCUAAUGUAACGUUGUCUCACCUUUUAUUCUUUUAGGCCUAUCGACAUGUUGUAACUGACCGGAUCUAAUGCGGUAGUUCUAUUUCAAUAUGCACAUCCAUCACAACUAUUUAGGUAUUCAGAAUUAAUGAAUUACGUAUCACUUGAAUAUUUAUUAGUCCAACUUGACAUAUUUUUCUCCAGUUAGUCAGUGAGUUCUCUUAUCUGUACUUCUCAAGAUAUAAUUGUAGUAUCCUAAAACAAACGUUUCUGUACCUUAUGUUCGUGAUUUUGAAAUGGUAUUUCUGUAAACACCCUCUUCAGUGAACCCAACUCCAUGUUUGCAAUCACAUCCGGAGACAAUAGUCCAUUGAAUUCUCUUAUUAUAAUAUCAAGAUCUUAGUUGUUAAAAGUGUGUCUAGAUAUCCUCCAGUCUGGUUAGUUAGAUCCUCGUUAUUAUAAACCUCACUAUCUUCCGUUGGUUGACUACCACAUAUUUUUACGAGUCGUAUCUAGUUGCUGGUUGUAACUGUUCAUCUCAUUCACAUAUCAGACAUUAAUGCUUUAUCUGGUAGGGAAGUAAAAUCUAUUUCACGUCGAAUUUAUUUCCUCACCACUGUUAGCAAUGGGGGCAAAACCAAUUUUAAAUAUACUUUCUGGCAUAAAUUCUACAUUAUGAACACCAAUUUUGUAUAUUUUUGAUCAAUCUGAUUAAAUAGUUUGCAGUUUACUGUUGUACGCACCUGAUGACAUAGAUCGUUUUCAAAAAUCAGUAAACUUUAAUAUUCAAAAAUAUCGCACCAUAUGUCUGUCGUAUUUCGCCUACUACCUACGUGUUUUUCUAAACAAAGAAACAAGAUGAUUAAUAAUUGGUGUGUAUCUCAUGCGUAACUAUGACCUAGAACGUAGAUAUUUUUCAUUUCCUAUUGGGUGUGUCUGACCUUAACCUGAAUAUUGGAGGGGGUCAUCAGGUGACUAAUUUGUACGGUGUAUGUCCGUUCGCCUAUUAUUCUUAACCUAGUAAUAGGAUGCCUUUGGCUUAGGUAAUGUCGUCAUCUAUUGUCAGACAAUUUUAGGGUCAAUUCAUUUUUUGUGGAUUGCUAUGACAUGCUGUGAUUAUAGCUAUAAAAUAAUGUAAAUGAAGUGGCCGAACCAUGUCUGUAUAUAAAAAGGUUCAGUUAGUCAAAUAAUGUUUUCUGGGUCUAAACUUUAAACUAAGUAUGCUGCACUUCUGAAAUCAUUCAUUUAUACACAACACAGGACCUGAUAUAAACACUGAUAGACUGCAUCUUUUUAGCGAGAGAAAACUGAAAGCAAAAGUAGUGUUAGUUGUAGUAAAAAAAUAUGGGUAUACUGAAAAUAGUUAAGAAAGAACAAAAUAAAUUAAAGGAUAAAACAAAUGAAGUUAUAAGUAAAUUCAAGAAUAAGUGAACUGAAUACACAUAUACUGAUGCGGCGAAUUUUAACACAUGGCACCGAACGACUCUAACUUAGAAGUUUGAGCUCCCGUUCAGAGCUCAGAAUAGCAUUGGAUGACUUUCUGAACUGAUGUUGUUGGUUUGACCGUUAUUAACUGUCGACUUCCGACUACUAUGAUAGCCUCCAUUACGUAUUAGAAUCGAGAGUGGCUGGACAUGUGUAACAUGUAUGAAAAUGACCCCGUUAACAUAUUUUUCUUGGUUUCACUAAACCCAAGCAGCGUUUUGGAAAUAUCUGUUGUCAAAAUUAGUUACCUACAUGUGCUCUUUGCCUUCAAAACCCAUGUUUAACAGCCAAAACGUUGUUCAAAGUGAACUACACAAUACACUGGCCAUUUAGUCGUAAUGACUACUAACUGAUAACCACGGUGGUUUAUAGCUUAUGUGACCAAAGUCAGUCAGCAAAGUUAUAUAACACAGUCAGUAUUCCAAAUAAAUCGAUUUUGGGACGCAAAAUGUUCAGUAAUGUUGCUAUCCAUUGGGCGACCGGUUAACGCUUUGUUGGGAUAACUCUCUCUCAACUUCUAUUCAGACGCGGAUUUCAGAGUGCAACUUCGAAAGUACUAUUAAGCUUUUCAUUUCAAAAUAAAUGGUAGUUCAUGCAUAAGUCCGACAACCUAUUAAUAACCCUUGAUCUACUUGUUGUACAUAAUUUUCGUUGUAAAGUGAUAAUAUCAAUUAAUUCAAACCAUUUUUUGUUUAUAUUUCUAGUCACACUAAAUCAAAUACAAUAGUAACCAAUGGAGGUAGUCAUUUAACAGAAUCUUCGAUUGUUGAGGUUACCAACCCAUUUCAGGUGGAAGAUGAAGGUUUCGUUGAGGAGUUAAUUGACUAUGCAACUAACCAUCAUCUUGUUUCUUAUUCUUUUCCCACGAAUACGUCAAAUAUUCUGUCCUCUAGUUCUACUCAGCACUCAAUCCAAUCUAGACCUAUUUACGAAUCACGAAUAAUCAGUCCCACAUGUCCGCUAAACUCCACAAAAGAUCAAAUGGCUGCAUUAGGGUUGAAUCACUCUGUGUCCAAUGCUUUAAAACUUCAAACAAAUCCUAUUAAAUGCCCUGUUAAAGAAAAGACACUAAGAAAUGUGCGACUAACUAAUACAGAACAACAUGCUCGAAGUAUGAGUCCAUCUAAUCUUACUGACACAUAUCUAUCUUCAAAAGAUACAAAUGAUCUUAUCGACGAAGAUGAUAUGGAGGGUACAGAUCUACUUCAUUUAAUCAGCAAUUCAUUAGAUCGAUUUAAUGCUAUUGUUCACCCACGAGAUAAUAUAUCAACAUUAACAUCUGGUUUAGGUGAAUCUAGAAAUAUUUUAUCAGAAUCUGAGAGUAGUAAUAGUUACUCUCAAGAUUGUCUAUUUCCCACUGAUAUUGUUACAAAACCUACUACAAUAUUAUCUGCUGAUAGAGAAUGUAAAUUCUCGAAUAUGAUGAAUAUAGGCAAUAAAUUAGUCCAGAAACACUUUAAUCAUUCAUCGUUGUUAAUUUUGGAUUCUGAAGUAGAACAAGCUGAUAAACUUUUGGAAAUAAAUAAUUCUUCAUAUACGACUACUACAACAAGGUAAUCUAAUCAGGUGAUUUAUUUCGUCAUUAGAAUCAAUGGUGAUAUAUAUUUUUGAAUGUUGAUUGUUCAUUUCUUCCUUUAAUGUAUGUAAUUUUUCUGUAUUCUUAUGAUUUUUUUAGAAUAUGAUGUUUUCUAUAAUCUUAUUAAAACUAUUACCAUGAAUUUCUUUUAAAAAGGUUUGUAUUGGAGGUAAUUUCCCGUUGGAUGUUAAGUUCCAGAUAUUGUAUCCGCGUAACCAAUAUAAGUCAUUUCUACAUUCUGAUGUUUUAUAUUAACUUUUGCAGCGCUUAUUAUAAAUUAACUAUUGAUUAAAGUGUAGUUCUUACUUUCAAUUAACUUUGUCUUAGUUCAGUAUUUUUGUAAGUUCAUUUCUAAGUUGUAUCCCUCUAAACUUUGUUACAGGCAAAGUUUUUUGUUGAAAUGGAUGUUGAAUAGAUUUUUGAUACUGUCAUCAUUACACAUUAUUAUUUACACAUUAUUACACAUUAUUAUUUACUUUAUUUGGACUGCUUGUCUUAACCUCUUCAUCUAACCUCAACAUUGUCCAUUUAUUGGUCUCGUCCAGUCUUUUACUCGUUAUUGGGUGUUAUUAUUUUUGAUAAUGUUAACUGAUCAUCUGAAUAUUUUAAUACGAAAAUUUUCUUUGUUAUUCUGAAUAACGUUAAAGUACAUUUCAAAUAAAUAGGCGUAGUUGUUACACUGUAUUAGUUUAAAUUACCUAAAACAGGAAAUACCUUAUUAUGAUUUUUGUCUUUCAUCAUUCACUUAUUUACGAGUGCUACACAAAAUGCUUGAGAGGGAUAAAGAGAUAAACAAUUGAUUCACUUUAUUUUUUCGUUACUCACUCGUCUUAUUAUUGCGUAAUCACCAGAAUUAAAAGGAGAGCUUGUGUUUUUGCUAGCAGACCAUAUGUUUCCAAUCGUUAUGAAUUUUCGCUCGAUGAUCUUUUUAAUUAUUACUAUUAAUUCAUUUUGUAUCUUUCCACUAAUGUUUAGGUCUUUUAUUGGCAUAUGUGCAUCCUGUGCGGAUCGCCUCGAUAUUGCCUUAAGUCACAAGUAUUGUAAGCAAAGGUGGAUAGUGGCUAGCAGUGAAAUCCAGGACAUGCGUUUCGUCCUACCUAGGACUCAUCAGCUGGAUGUACCUGCAUCCCAGAAUCAGUGUCCACCCAGGGACUCGAACCUAACACCGUUCUCCUCAAACCACCGCGUUAUCCACUUAGCUGUUGAGUGCUGAUAGCUUAUUACUACCAAUAUCUUAUUCUGUCUUUUGUUCAUUAUUUCUUUUUGUAUGGACUGAAUUGUUCCUGACUUUUAUUGAUGAUAUUUCUAUUCGUAAUAAGUACUUUAAUCGAGUUCAAUUGUGUGCUGUACUCGGUUUUGAGACACAUCUUCAUGUGUGAUCACUAGUACUACUACUUGAUUGUCCCGAUAAAAGCUGGUAAAAAGAUGACUUAGUCGUUAAAUCACUAAAAAUAUGAACUCUAGGUUCGUGUUCGACUCCCCCCACUUUACUUGCUUCAUUUUAAGUAACUUUCACUCAUAAUAAUGUGACUAAAAGUCAAGUAAGUAUACAAUUGAUAAAUAAUUUAACAUUGCAUUUCUUUAUUUUGGAAUUAUCUGAUUGAUGACGUACGUAUGUAUUCGUAUUUUGGUUUAGAAUUUAUCGUUGAUUUCUGCAUACAAAAAGUAACAAAUGUUGUACAAAUAGCUUGUUUGUUAUAUCUAAAAAAUAUCUAAGUAAAUGAAUUUGAGUUGUUUAUUCCUUGAAGAGAAACUAGGCGAACCAAAAAGUAUCAAGGGAAGUGGUGUUAUCAUAUCUGAAAUAAAAUGAUCGAUAAGUAUAUCAACAAUGAAAUUAAAUUUCUGUAAAAAACUGUCAUAUCGAAACAUAUUCAAUAUAGUCGUUUUGUGUUGAUUUUCAUUUGUGGAAAAAUUCAGGAGGAAGACUAUUAAUAGUAAUAUCAUUGAUUUUUUGCUUGAUAAAGAUUCUUAAUAAUAAUGCACUAACAUUAAAUGAUUAAUCAAUUUAUGGUACUUGUACGAACUUGUGAUUCGUUUAUACUCGAUUGCCCGCUAAUUACGAAUUCUAAAUAUAAUAUGUUCAUUUGUGCCCAUUUAGUUUUCCUCCCUUAAAUUGUGGUAUUUCAGGAAUGCCCAGUCAGUACAUUAAUUCGAAUACUUCUAAUUAUCAUACAAUUAUCGGAUUCUUCAUUUAAUCAACUUUGCAUAAAAGAAUUUCAGUUAAAUUUCUUUUUAAAGUAUUCUGUAAACAAUUGAAUAAUGAUUAAUAUGAACAGUAGUUGGAUAUAAAAUGUAUGAUUUUUUUGCUAUGACGAUUAAACGGAUAUCUUCUGUAGCCUCACAAUCAUUGAUUGUGUACAAUUCUGCGGAUAACUUUGAUUGGUCAGAUAUCCCAAUGGACAUCAUCUAAAAACUAUGUAGUCUUCUUUCGUGCUUUAAUGACUAUUAGUUCUUUUAAAGUUGUUCGGAUCAUAUUUUUAAGUAUAUAUUUUAGCCUGAAGGCGUAAUAUCAGAUUUCCAUUUUUCAUGUAGGGAUCUUCUCGAUUCCAUCAAAACUCAUGAUUAUGGUUGUUUACUUAAAAAAAACUCAAUGUGUUCAAUUUAGAUGGUGUAAGGAAGGUGCCUAAAACAAUAGAUUCUACGCGUAUAGAUAUUUGUUUACAAUUAUGUAAUGAAUUAGUUUGUCUUUUUUAUUUUCUUAUCUCUAGUUCAUCUUUUGGGCGUUUACCACUAUCAUUAUCGUACUCAUACUCAAAUGAGGUCCCUUUAGCUUCUUGUCAACCGAAUACGACAUACUAUUCCAAUAUUCCAUCAACUAUACCAAUCGAUGUUACUGUUCCCGCUGUCACUAAAUAUAUUGUGCCACCAACCGAUUCUAUACAAGCUAAAAACGUUCUUACGGAUAAGUCAAAAUCAUGUUGGCCAACUUUACCUAUUAAUAUAACUCAACAUAAUCCAAAAGUGUUAACUUCAUCCACAGAAUCAAACAAUUUACUUGUUGAAUUAAUUAACAAUAACCGAAAUGUGUUAACUGAUAAUGAUAUAGAAAUGUUAAAUUAUUUAAAUUUGGAUUUAAAAGAUCUUUUAUGUAAUGUUUCAACUACUAAUACCACCAAUACAACUGCUGUUUAUACAACUUUAGUUGAUUCACCUUCUCUUCAUCAUAGUAGUGUUAAUAAUAACAAAUGUAACUCAAUGGGUUUAUUUGUUAAUCGAGACGAAAAUCUAUGGAAUCAUAGUAAAUCAUUUCAAUCCAAUAUGUCGUUAGUGCAUAAGACGCAACCACUAAGACAUCCAUCUCAGUCACCUCAAACAACAAGUCUACCGCCAUUAUCGAAAAUAUUUCUUCAGCAUUCUAAUACUGUGUCAUCAACUCCCGUAGAUGUAAUGAAAUAUGAAUGUUUAAAUGAUGAUUCAGAUAAAUUACUAAUGAAUUCAUCUGAUAAAGUGAUAUUUAAUACGAAAUGUAUUAAUAACGCAAACAACAAACGUAAUGAUAAUUUUAUCGCAUCGUUCUCAUUAACAUCAGUAAAUAAUUCUACUGGAUGGUCAAAAGAAGCAAUUAAUAGCUUGCCAUGCGACACAAGAAAUAUGUUAGCACGAUCGCAUUCAGUUGGAUAUCAUCAAGAAACUUCUGUUACUACAUCAUUAUCUACAAUAGGACCAGGAGUAACAAUGACAUCAUGCUCUAUCAAUCGUACACCGAUUAUUAACGUGAAUUAUCCAUUAACAACUGGAAAUUUAAAUACGAACCGCUUACCUAUUAUUGGACAUUCUACAUCUACAUCUGGUAAAAAUAAAAUGACGUCUGUAAGUUUACCACUACCAAUGUGUACUACUAAUUCUACUGUGAAAAAUUUAAAUGGAUCACAACAACAGGAGGGAUUUUCCAAUGCUCACUGUAGACGACAGAGCAAUAAUAAUAUACCUUCGAACAUUGGCAACAUUUCAGUUUCUUCAGUGGGUACUUUCACUUCAGUAAAACAAGCAGGUUCGAAUUCCCAACUGUCAUGUAAUAAAUCACGUUGUUGUACAAAUGGUCAAAUGGCACCAGGAGCAGUGACGACUAUAACACCAUCAGAUUCAUCAUUAUCAUCAUUAUACCCAGGUACAGAAUUAGUCAGCGGAAAACCAGUUGUAGCUAAAUGGCGUCGUGCGUGCAGCUUUUACUUACGUGGACAUUGUAAAAAAGAAGAUUGUGAAUUUGCACAUGAUUUAACAAAAGUGACUUGUAAAUUCUGGGAGAUGGGUGAGUGUUUCAAAGGUUCCACCUGUCCAUUUCUACACGGUUAUCCACCAGAAUUGAAUAUUGAGCAGCAGCAUUCAUAAGUAACAAACUGGAAUACGUGUGUGUGUACAUGGGCAGCUUUUAGUGUGUUCAUUUCCCUUUUUUCUACGUAACGCUCACAAUUUGAUUAUUUUAUUCCUUUUGUUUACUUGUACCAAAGAGAGGCUCCAUAUGGGAAUACCUAAAAGAAAAGAAGUGAAAAAACGACAUAAUCCUUAUUUAAAUGCAUUUUGUUUGUAUCUUUGUUGUCUUUUAAUAUGUUAAUUUAUUUUGUUUUCCUAUCGUACACAUUUUAUGUAUGGUUCGAGCUGAAAGCCCUGUCUCCCUCCCUUCUUGUAUUAUUCUGAGAUUAUUCUACUGGGAGAAACGAAAAGAGAACAUUUUUACACUUUGUUCACGUUCAUUAUUAUUAUUAUUAUUAUUAUUAUUAUUAUUAUUAUUAUUAUUAUUGCUAUCGCCGUUAUCAUUACCAUUAUCAACAUUACUAUUACGACCGUUAUCUUUUUUUACUAGCAAUAGUUUUCUCAAACUUCUAAACAAAAAACAUCUAUCAGUGGGUACUGUCUAUCUUGUUUAUUGAUUUAACGAAAAUCGGUUUCUUUUAUAUCAAUGCAGAUAUACUCACAUGAAUGGCACAAGUUCUAUAGUCUCUACUUUCAAUUCCUCACUCACAAAUUUGAUUUUCGUCUAUGUAUUUUUUUCAGUCCGAUUUUAUUGUAUUGGUUUAUUCGUACUUUGAUAUUUUCCUUUUUACUUGUUUUCUUGUACUCAUGUCUCUAGUGUUGAAUAUAGUUUCAGUUGACAAGAUGCCUCCUUUUACCGUUGUUUUUUUCUCACUGUAAACGUUUUUAAUUAUUCUACUUGUUUUUUUCUUUUACUGUUUUCCUUUCUUUUCCCAAAUCCUCACUCUCUAAUAAUGUGUUAAUAUAUUUUUGCAAUUUGUUAGUAGUAUAAUUGUUAACUUUGACUAUUAUAAUAUGGUUUUUUUCUGAUUCAGGUAGAAUUCCACCGCCCGUUCAACAAUUAAGGUGUUUCAGUAGUAGAGACAGAAAACAGUGAUAUAUGAUUUUGUAACUGUUGUUUUAUGUUUUUUGUUCACGCCUCUUCCAACUUCCGAUAUAAACGUACACAUUCGUUCAUCUGUUCUAUUAAUUACAUUUAUCUCCGUUUUAUUUUCACUGUUAACAAAAAACGUAUCGACAUUAUUGUGGUCUCCUUUUUUUUCUUUUUGGUAUGCACUUGAAUCAAAACAGUAAAGAAGAAAGCAUCAACAGAUACAACUUUUUAUUUCACGUAAUAUCCCAUAAUGACUUUAAGUAAUAUUGGUGGAUUUUUUAAAACUUAUUUUAAAAUAUGCACAUGUACGCAUUAUCGAAGGAUAUGAAUUCUGUUUGCUUGUUCACUCGCUCAUCUGUAUGCAUAAUUGUACUUUUGGUUUAAUUUACUAAACAUGAGAAUGAUGUUGAUUAAUUAUAUUGAUUCAUCUAAUUCUCUUCUUUCUCUCAAAAUCGAUUUUUCCUGAACGGAAACAAAGAUAACAAGAAAUUAAAUCUGAGCGAUGUAAUAUCUUUCAGGUAUUAUUACUCCGAUGUCAUUUGCCUUUAUUUUUAUUGAUUAUUUACUUCAUCAUACUCCCUUUGUAUCUCAGGUGGUAAAAACGUUUCUGAGAUUCAUAAUGUGUUACUUCUUGUCCUUAAAAGUUGACUGAUUACUAUUAACUUUCUAGGCAUUUACAAAUCUGUUAAUUUCUUUUUAUAGCGUAAUAGAAAAUUUUUCUUUACUAUGGUAAAUAACUUCCUAUUCACUUUGCUCAAUAUUAUUUCAUUUUAAUAUAGAAACGAGAAAUGAAACAAUUUUAAUCCUUUUUGUCUAUUUCUCUUUGCAUCACACAAAUAUGUACACAUUACAUGGUACAUCUACUCUUUAUAUGUUUAUUAACCUAUUGAUUAACUGCUGCAGCUCUCUUUCUUUUUAUCUACAUUUAGUACAUACCACUUAAUCUGUAUUGUUUUUCGUGCCAGUUAUUAGCUAUAUCAUAUAUGAUUAAAUUAACAUUUAGUUAACAGUAUUCUUUGUGGAUUACAUUAUACUUUAGUACAACGUCUCAAUCUAUUUAUAAUUUCUCUAUCUGUGCUUCUGAAUGAUAAAGAAGUUAACAGUGUCUGCAGGUAUGUAGUUGGUUUUUCUGUUUGAUGAGAAAACUGUUUGUCAAUAUCUUUUAGUGUGUACAUGAAUAGAAAACAAAGACAGUUGCUUGUUUUAUCAUAUCUUUAUAAUAUCUGUAUUGAUGAAUAUCAUAAGGAGAUAAAGUCUUAUUGUCUCUUUUUUCAUAUGAAUAAAAAAAUUAUUUGCUCAAAUUUGUUUUGACGUGAAAGUUUUGAACACUUAUCUAUACGGGGAAGAUGGUUUACUAUCGAAUCGUGUUGUCAUUGUGAAGGGAUAAGGUUAAAUCCUGUUUCAAGGUAAUUUAUAGAAGGAAUUAUGUGGCGAAGCAUUUAAUUAUCGCCUACACUUGAAUAGCAGUGAAACUGUACACCCUCAUGUAUUCCGCUCAUGUUUUCGUAAGGAAUGAUAUCUUGUUUUUCUAAUGCAGUUUAAGUGAAACUUGAAUAUGAAAUCUAAUGGUCGAAGGUUCUAACCCUAACCCUUAAAUCGUAGCUUUAUUUGUGUGAAUCCCUUUUCAAAAUAUAUCUAUAAACACAUCUUUAACUUCAAAUGAAUUAGCUCGUAUUUCCCUUCAUAGCACAGCACUCAACUGUAAUUGAGUUUUAUCUCCAUAGAAGAUAUCACUGUAGAUCUACUUCUGGUAAAAUAUAUAGUCUCUUAUAUUAGUCAGAAUUUGAUUUGUAAUGCAUGGAUCCCUAUAAGGUUUCUUCUACGUUAAGUGGUAUACCGAAAUCACGUUCACAAUAGUGUUUGUCUUCUGAUAAGCUUUCAGCUAUAAAUUUCUCAUCUUUACACAUGUGCUUCUGUACUACACAUUACUUCGACCCGCUUAACAUUUUCGAAUAGAUUCUCACCUGUUCGUACUGUUCCCUCUUAACUAAUAUCUAUUAGUCAAUAUAUUUGUUCUUUUUCUCAUCAUAAAUGCUGACAUGGUUGUUCGAUAUAUCCUGAUGCUUAUAUUUUUAAUGGUAGCUAGUAAUACACGUUUGUUCAUAUUUAGGAUACCAUCUAAAUUCUCCUACAUUCUGGUGUCGAUAUUCCCAUAUAUAUACAUUAACUUAAUCCCAGGCCUUUAAACAAGUUAUAAAUGCGUUUUUAGAUUUUUUAUAACAGUCUUCACGAUAUUUCUAUACAACGAUCUCUUGAGUUUUCAGCCGAUUUGUCGGAUGACAAGAAUGCGGUGAGUCUAUGAUUUAUAGAUGAACCAAUCAGAUCUAAAGUAGUGACUUGGAUUUUUGUGCGAAAUUCAUAUAACUAAAUGGAAUUUUGGCAUUAUGGUUAGUAACAGUUCGUGACGAAAACUCAAUCUAAUUCCAAAGCUUAGUUUCCAACUCUAACUCCCCAUCCUAAUUCCUCACAC
Messenger RNA from Schistosoma haematobium, 15953 nucleotides. Its product is annotated as CCR4-NOT transcription complex subunit 1. Gene Ontology annotation, molecular function: metal ion binding; RNA binding. The record is from RefSeq and is a predicted model, not a curated record. The transcript is spliced from 6 exons. NCBI's taxonomy places the organism in Eukaryota, Metazoa, Platyhelminthes, Trematoda, Strigeidida, Schistosomatidae. Gene Ontology annotation, biological process: negative regulation of DNA-templated transcription. Gene Ontology annotation, cellular component: nucleus. The coding region runs from base 11188 to 12468 and encodes 426 amino acids.